AUGAACGUCUUUAUCGUUCCGGCAUCUCCCAAGACUGGGCAGGCGACCAUUCGGUCUCUCCUUGACCACCCUUCGCAGCCACACGUAACGGGUGUAUAUCGAGACCUGGGAAGGGUACCGGCUAAAUUUAAGGACCAUCCUCGAUUUAAGGCUAUCAAGGGCGACGUUGCCGAUGUUUCGAGUCUCAGAUUCGCCGGGGCUGACGCCAUCGUAUCCAUCACGCCUCCGCAGUACUCCGAGUCCAAGCCGAUAACUAGAGCACGGGAGAUGGCAGCAAAUGUCAAGUUUGCUAUCAGUAGGGUCGGGUGUUCGGUAAAGCGUCUGGUAUAUGUGUCUAGGAUAGGGGCUCAUUUGGAGCAUGGGACGGGCGAGAUAAGAACGAACUACGAGGCAGAGCAAGCACUCAUCGGUGCCGCACCCGAGGUGGUCUUUGUUCGAUGCGCCUACUUCAUGGAAAAUUGGGCGUCAGUACUUAAGACAGCAAGUGAUGAUACGCCGCAUUUUUCUUCUGUGCUGUGUCCUAUUGACUACGCAAUACCCAUGGUGAGUUUUACCAGGCAGUUCGCCCUAAAUGAGAAAGACACUUUCCUAAGAUUUACAACCAAGGUCUCGGUGAAAGACGUUGGUCGGACAUGCGCCAGGGAAGCUCUCGCAAUAAGCUCGCCGAUGCGACACAAUCCCUAUAUCUUCAACUUAUACGGGCCAGAAUCAUAUUCAACAAAGGACGUGCAUAGAGCGGUUGAAGAUCUAACAUUCAAGUACAACAAGGUCAAGGUCACUCUGGUGGAAGAUGAGCAGCUGGAGGACUUUUUUGCUCAAUCAUAUCGGCCACCGACGGCUGAACUCUUCGUAGAGAUGACAAGGAGUCUCUUGCCCGGAGGGAUUGUAGCCGGGAAUAUGCGGGAGGGACAUUUGCUUCAGAGGGGGAGCGAGACUCUGCGCGAGGUGAUUGAAGACAUCCUCAAGGAAUAA
Molecule: messenger RNA, 972 nt
Organism: Colletotrichum abscissum
Lineage: Eukaryota; Fungi; Ascomycota; Sordariomycetes; Glomerellales; Glomerellaceae
Exons: 2
Coding region: 1-972 (323 amino acids)
Source: RefSeq, a predicted model, not a curated record